CGUGUGUCAGUCAGGCUGAAGAAGACAGUGUGGUUUAGCCGGUUUAGCAUCUUCAGUGUUUUACAGUUUGUCAACUCUGUACAAAUGAUCAUUUUUGCCUGUUUGCUGAAGUAGUCGACGAGAAGGAACCAAACACUGUCUCGGUUUUCUACUGUCGUUCCCGGGCAGUAGACCUGGAUCUGCCAUGGAGCCCAUAAUGCAUCAGGUUUGGCAGAGGAUCUUCCAGCGCUUUCACAGAACCCUGAAUCCUCUCAGACGGAACCACUCAGGCUGUGCUGAACAUGUGGCUGCUCCUCCGUCUGCUCACUCCAGACCCUACAAACCAACUCUCCUUGUGUCGCGCCUCUACCAGCCCUCACAUCUGCGUGAUGUUGGACAGGACACUCGGUUACAGGGAGAGAUGACCUGUAAAAGUCAGAGGCUCAUGCUGCAGGCUGGACUCAUCCAUCCCUCCAACCCUGGGUGUUACUACUACCUCCCUGCCACCGUCCGCUCCAUGGAAAAGCUGGUGAGAGUGAUUGACCAGGAGAUGCAGGCGAUUGGUGGACAGAAACUGGACAUGCCCAGUUUGUGUUCAGCUGAACUGUGGAAAACCAGUGAGCGCUGGGACUUGAUGGGGAAGGAGUUGUUCCGUCUUAAGGACCGUCACGACGUCGACUUCUGCUUGAGCCCCACACAUGAGGAGGCGGUUACAACACUGGUCGCCCACCAGGCCACGCUCUCCUACAGACAACUCCCUCUACUUCUUUACCAGAUUACCCGUAAAUUCAGAGAUGAGCCAAAGCCGAAGUUCGGGCUGCUUCGAGGGAGGGAGUUCUACAUGAAAGACAUGUACUCAUUUGAUGUGAGUGAAGAAGCGGCUUAUCAGACUUAUGAAUCAGUGUGCCAGGCUUACAGCAGGCUCUUUGCCCGUCUGGGCCUGCAUUAUGUUCAGGUACAAGCAGAUACAGGCAACAUUGGCGGCAAACUGUCCCAUGAGUUCCAGCUGCCAGCACAGAUCGGUGAAGACAGGCUCCUGGUUUGUGGGACCUGUUCCUUCUCUGCGAAUGUAGAGACCAUGACAUCAGACAGAAUGGACUGCCCCCAGUGCAAAACUGGCACACUGAUGGAGUCAAAGGGAAUAGAGGUUGGCCACACAUUUUAUCUGGGUAAAAAGUACUCUCAGGUAUUCCAGGCAACAUUCAGCAAUGCCCAAAACAAGCUAAGCGUCGCAGAGAUGGGCUGCUACGGUCUCGGGGUCACUCGGAUUCUUGCCGCUGCCAUAGAGGUUUUGUCAACGGAAGAGGGAAUCCGCUGGCCGGACCUCCUCGCACCGUACCAAGUGUGUGUCCUUCCUCCAAAGAAGGGCAGUAAAGUGGAUGAAGCGUCAGGUUUAGCUGAGGAACUGGUUCACAUGUUGGCAGAGAGGCUUCCCCGUCUGAGAGGAGAAGUUGUUCUUGACGACCGAACCCAGAUGACCAUCGGUAAGAGGCUGAAGGACGCCAAAAGACUGGGUUACCCGUAUGUUAUCGUGGUGGGACAGGCUGCUUUAGAGGAAAUGCCCAGGUACGAAGUCAUCUGUCAGCAGACAGGUGAGACAAUGUUUCUCAGCGAGGAUGGACUUUAUGAUCUUCUGGGAAGGGUGGAAACUAUAUGAACGAUAAAUGUACAAAUAAGUAUUUUAAAUUGCUUGGCUACUGUGUCUAAGAAGAAUGUGUUAUGCAAUUGGUGAUGGAAAAAUAAAGGUCUGGUAUGUUUUACAUGUUUUGUUUUUCUGUCAUUAAAAGGAAUGAAAGUU
Messenger RNA from Sphaeramia orbicularis (orbiculate cardinalfish), 1777 nucleotides. It is a transcript of the gene pars2, whose product is annotated as prolyl-tRNA synthetase 2, mitochondrial. Bases 185 to 1636 code for a protein of 483 amino acids. Lineage: Eukaryota; Metazoa; Chordata; Actinopteri; Kurtiformes; Apogonidae. The transcript is spliced from 4 exons. Gene Ontology annotation, molecular function: proline-tRNA ligase activity; ATP binding. The record is from RefSeq and is a predicted model, not a curated record. Gene Ontology annotation, cellular component: cytoplasm; mitochondrion. Gene Ontology annotation, biological process: prolyl-tRNA aminoacylation.